This is a messenger RNA of Phycodurus eques (leafy seadragon), 3265 nucleotides long. RefSeq names its product ring finger protein 167 (gene rnf167). The transcript is spliced from 10 exons. Gene Ontology annotation, cellular component: nucleoplasm; cytoplasm. Bases 425 to 1633 code for a protein of 402 amino acids. Gene Ontology annotation, molecular function: ubiquitin protein ligase activity. Gene Ontology annotation, biological process: protein ubiquitination; positive regulation of DNA-templated transcription; ubiquitin-dependent protein catabolic process. The record is from RefSeq and is a predicted model, not a curated record. Lineage: Eukaryota; Metazoa; Chordata; Actinopteri; Syngnathiformes; Syngnathidae.
UUGCAAUGGCAACACGAAGAAGAGCCGCCAAAGAGGAAGCAAGCCAGCCAGCAAUAACAAACAAACAAACCAGACAACAGAGCAAUCUUUUAUCUUCUCAACGACAGAUGAACAAAACGUCCUACUAUAUACCCCCAACUUUAUGCUAUAACGUGCGUAAGUCCUGCAUGUGAGACAUCGAGCACUCUGUCGUGUAAAGGAUUGAGCUCUUAUCUAACGUUUACCAAAACAAGUCGCGCAUCAGCUAGCGCUAAUCCUUCGUGGCUAGCGUUUUCCCGAACACGAACAAGACCUCGGCCGCUACAUUGUCAAGUCACACUCAUUUUACACAGUGACAUGUGAGAGAGCCAGGGGAGAAAGCUGGGACCCAUUUCAACGGUGCUGUGACAUUAGCAGCUUAUCCGCUGCAACCAACCUUCCAAGGAUGCUUCAUCAAGGUGGGUGGUGGAUGGGAGUGCGCUGGACUCUCCUUGCCAUCAUGUUCUGCUGCUUACCUCCCUCGCCCACACAUGCAUAUAUCUAUGCUCAUUAUAGAAAUAUCACCAUGUUGUUUGAGGAUCUACCAGCACUGUUUGGAUCACCACUUCCUAAGGAAGGAAUCAUGGGAGUCUUAGUGGUGGCCCGUCCUCUUAAUGGCUGUGCAACAAUUGACCCUCCUCCUCCACUGCCACCAUUUUAUGAUACCAACAUCACGAAAUUCGUAGCGCUCAUCAGACGCUAUGAUUGCAAUUUUGAUCGAAAGGUCCUGCAUGCGCAGCAAGCUGGGUACAGUGCUGCAAUCGUUCACAACAUGUACUCAGACUCUUUGCUCAAUAUGAACUACAGCAAUUAUACUAUCGCAGAGCAGAUUGGCAUCCCCUCAGUGUUCACCAGCUACUAUGCCUCCCAAGUUCUCAAGAAUUUCAUAAUUCCAGAACAAGGAGCCUAUGUGAUUCUCAAGCCAGAGUUUGCUUUCCCACUCUCGUACUACCUUAUUCCCUUCACCGGAGUGGUUGGCAUGAUCAUUCUUGUGAUGUUUAUUAUCUUGGUUAUACGCUGUGCACAGCACAGAAAGAGGUUGAGGAAAAACCGCUUGUCCAAGGAACAACUGAAGCGGAUCCCUACUCACAAAUUCACCAAAGGGGAUGACUAUGAUGUGUGUGCCAUAUGCUUAGACGAGUAUGAAGAAGGAGACAAACUGCGGGUUUUACCCUGUUCGCAUGCUUACCAUUGCAAGUGUGUGGACCCGUGGCUGACCCAGACCAAGAAGACGUGCCCCGUGUGCAAACAGCGAGUCACCCGCAGCAACCCCGAGCACUCGGAGUCCGAGUCCGAGGAGGAAACCGGAGGCCGAGGAGAAGAAGAAGAAACGGAGGGUGAGGCCGAUUCGGAGCGCACGCCUCUGCUCCGCGCUUCGAACCAGGGCUCCCCUUCUGGGGCUCCGGGGGCGUAUUCCGCCACCACCGCAGCUACGGUGACCACCGCUCAGUGCGUCGCCUCACCGGCUCACAGCGACUCUCCCAUCCUCGGUUUCGAAGGCUACUAUUCGCCCAAGGAGGACACGGACUCAGAGAGCAAUGACACAGAAGAUGAGACCCACCACGUUGACGAUGACACCGCUCAGCUCAUUGGUAGGGCUACAGUGCACAUCUGAGGGCGGGAACGUCAACUUGACUUCACAUGAAAAGGGCCUUACUGUCACAACCUUGAUGUUCUUGGUAUAUUUAGCACACUGUCCGAAAAAGUAAUUUUGUUCUCUUGCAACCACACGCAGGUCAAUCUUACCGACACACAAAUUGAUCGGUUUGACUAAACUGUCUCAUUACAAAUGAAUGCAUAGCUAAACCUGCAACAAUUGAAAGAAUGACUCCGUCAAAAUCACAGGUUGAAUGAAUGCUGAGCUCAUACCCGCGUUAAGCCAUGUUGAGAGAAGCACGGACACCUGAUCUCGCCUGCAUCAUGAUUCCUUCAUACGUGUUAGUCCGUCCUCUUCAUCUGUCUUAUAUUGCACACUUUAGAUUGCGUAUUUUAGAUUUUCUUAAUCACACACUAAGAUAUAUAUACUCUUACAUAGUUCUGCAAUAUAUAUAUUGUUAUUGCUUAUUAUUAUUAUAUAUAUAUAUAAAAAUAUAGAAGUGUCAAUGUUUUUUUUGUCAAAUGCCCCCCCCCCCAAUGUUUCUGGUGAGCUUCUGUGCAGUGUGCCUCUGUUCAAAUUCAGAUGAUUUUUGGAGCGUUAUCAAGUACAUAAUUUUAUGACUUGCACUUAUGAGGAAAAAUGAAAACUGCUCACUUGCAAAGAAAAAAGUUUGUGAUUGCGCUUCUGCUUCAUGAUAGAUAAUGCUGUAAUGGUGUGACAACAUUUUUCCAUGGGUGCGGCCGCUUGUUACUUUAUGCAGUUUCUUCAUCCCACCACAAACUGUUUUUGUAAUUCCAGUGUGGUCGGAAGCUCUAAGUAAAGACGUAUUUUAAAUUAGUGGAGUUAGCGAAGGACAAACGCAUUGCCUUACUUUUGCCUUUAUGUAUGUUCAGAAACUUAAGGCUGACACUCCUAGUUUUUGUCAUGUGUCUUGUCUUUGUGCUGAUUUUUUGUUUUUAUUUUUUUAAAUGAAGUAGAGGUCCUUCACUUCCAAAAGUGAGUAAUGGACAGUGGUAGUCAUACUUAAUUUGCACACAAAAGAGAUUUUGUGUCACGUUCCCCUACAUUGGUCUGUGUGAGCUCUAGGCAGUUUAUUAUUCAAAACUUAAAAGUAAUAACACACUUCACACUUCCAGACUGGUUCGCUGCUUGGUGUGAAUACACUUUCCACUUUAUCUGAGAUUAUAUUCACGGUUGGAAUAUCUGUUAUAAAUGUGGUGUUUCAAUUUAAUUUCUAUUUUAUGCUUGAUUAUGUUGAGUUUACCGUUGUCAGUUUUCUCCCAGUCAUAAAACAAGAAAUUCAGAUUUUUCCAUUUGAUUGACUCACAUGUUAAAAUAACUAUUUUGUCCAUUUAAACGUCAUGUACAACAGUUCAACCAUCUCCAACUCAAUUUCAGUGACCGUUCUUGUUUGCCUGUGACGCCUGCUUUAGCAAUACAACAGCUGCUUUUAACAGAGGAAUCUCUAAACCCCACAUUUUCUGUCUUUUAGAAUUUGUGCUUAUCAGACUUUAUACAUUUAAAAUGUUGAGUUUAAAUACAGUUUAUAACGAAAAUGUGAUGAUGAUGCGGUUGUCAUAGUCAAUGGGAAGUGGGUAUUGAAUCCCUGAUCAAUGGAAGAUUAAAUUGAAAAUGAGUGAAAUCUUCAAA